Drosophila navojoa is the source of this 4001-nucleotide messenger RNA. RefSeq lists its product as uncharacterized. The record is from RefSeq and is a predicted model, not a curated record. NCBI's taxonomy places the organism in Eukaryota, Metazoa, Arthropoda, Insecta, Diptera, Drosophilidae. Gene Ontology annotation, cellular component: nucleoplasm. Gene Ontology annotation, biological process: regulation of DNA-templated transcription.
AUUGCUUUGCAACACUAAAAAUCAGCACCAGCAAACGCUGAAUUUUAGUUUGUUUUAGUUACAAGAUUCGCGAAAACCUUUUGGGGAAAUUGCUAAAUUAAGUUGCAAAUUAACGGAUUGGAGCACUUCAGACGUAGUGCGUUCUAAACAAUGCGCAGCAUGUGGCCGCAAACGCUGGAAAUGUCCCGCGACGAAUGUCGGGGCAUGCUGCGUCGACUUGAGUUAGAAUCGUAUUCGCAUGUAAUAAGCGUUUUUCGCGCCCAAGGCUCGCUAAGCGAACCGAAAGCAAAGCUGCUCGAGGAGUUACGCCAACUGUUUCAUAUUACCCAGGAACGUCAUCGGGCGGAGGUGCGCCGCGCUGCCAACGAUGAACAAUUAUGCACAAUUGCCGAGAACGUCUGCGGUCCGAACACAUGGCAGGAAUGGUCACGUGAAGGUCGUCGCCCAUAUCCGCUGCUGCCACGGAUUAGUCCGCAGACUGCCCUGAGCAUUGUGGCCAACGAUUUGGCUGCCAAGGCCUAUGCGGAAAACAGCAAACUUCCGCCACCAAAUGAAACUGGGGCAAAUCUAAGUGAAGCGCUACGAGAACAGGCAGCCUAUCAGACCCUUAAGCAUGGCAUAACAAAACAUCAGGAGCCAAUCGUGGUCAUGGAUGAGCCGUUUAAGGUGCCCGACUUGCCAAACGAAAUAAAGAAGGCUACGCUAAAGCGCAAGGAGAAUGAGAGCAGCGACACGAAACCGAAUAAGAAACGCAAUACACAACAGGUACAGGUACAGCUGCAGCAAUUGCCAUCGCAGCUAAGUGGGGGCAAGGAUGAGGAUGGGCAACUUGUGCCACUGGAGCAGCGUCCCAAUGCCCGUACGCUGCAGCAACGAUAUUUCUAUCAGCAGCAACAGAAACACAAACAACGAUUGGCUAGCAAAAAGGGCAGCGGGAAUUCGUUGGCCAACAAUAGCAAUGUUUCCGGUGUCGGCAUUAAUACGAAGCCGGCUAAGAGCGGCCGCCGGCGAGCACAAAAACAGCUGCAACAACAAAUGCAACAUCAGGAGCAGCCGCAGCAUCAGCAGCAGCAACAACAGCAAGAAAAAGUAUUACUAUCCACGCCUGUAACAACGCCAGAGCUAUCAGCACAUCCAAACGCCAAUCACUUGGUGCAGCCGCACGUGGAAUAUAUUUUAGAUGAGGCGCUCAAAUCGGUUGCGGCCACCAAAUUAAAAACGAUACCUGCCGCUCGCGUUGUCUAUGGACCUCCGGAGAUGCUCUCUCCGACGACGCCGCGCACAUUUGUUAAUUCGCCCAUUGUUUUCAAGGAGAAAUUAUCGCCGACGACGCAGACGAUUCAGCCGCCACAAUUGAGCACACCUGUUAAGAAAUACAUUGUAGAAGAACGACAGCCAAUAACCGGCAGCACGCAGCCAGCGUCCGCAAACAUCUCAACGGCUAACUUGCCGCUCGCGCCACAGAUUAUAAGCGUUCAGCAAAUAGCAGCCCCACCGAAAGUACGGACAACGGCAAGCGGCACCAUUUUGCCAGCCGGCACCAAGCUGACGCCGAAGAAGAUCAAUCUGAUCGACAAGCAGCAGUUGCCUUCCGUGCCCAACACAGCCGUACGUCUCUUGCCCUAUGAGCAGCAAUCGGCCGCCAGUCCAGCGACGUCCAUCAACAAUCUCGGCAGCAGCAAGGCGCCAGCCACAGCUGCAGUGCAAAAAUACAUUGUUGAGGAGCGAGUGCCCAGCCAGACUGUGGCUAGUGUGGCCAGCACACCGUUGAGCAGCGCCUCGACUGUGAAUAUUAUAAAGAAUAUACCAGCGAGCAGCUUGAACAACACGCUUAUCACGCCCUUGAGCAGCUCCUCGGGCACGCCUGUGGGACCGCUAUUCCGCAAGGCGACGGCGACAACAACAAGCACAGCGGCGACGUCGGUGACGGCAGCUGGCAGCAGCAGUGGUGCUGCGGCAUCGACUUCACAGAUAUUGGGCAACAUUAAGCUGACCGGCGCCGGCGGCAUCAAGCAUGUGCCCAGCAGCGCGCUGCGCAACAUCAAGAUCUGCUCGCCCAACGGCAAACUGUUCCUGCAACCGGCCAAGCUGCAUUCGGGCAGCAUCAUACACAAGCUGAAUCCAUCAAACGUUGCCGCUGGCGCGGCUGGUGUUACUGUCAGCAGUGCUGCUGUCUCGCCCACUGGCGCCGGCACGCCCUCCUCGCCGCAGUCGUCGCAGCAACGAAUAACGAUACAGAAAAUGCAGCUGCUGACGCCCACUCAAGUGAUCUCGAGUGCCGCGGGCGGCACGAGCAACGUUGGUGUCGUCUCCACGUCCAGCAUUGCGAGCAGCGGCAGCAAGGUUAAACCCACGACAUUGACGCUCGGUGCAGCAGGGGUUGGCAAGAAUAAUUUGGUGUUUCUACCCACGAGUGGAAUGCGAGCAGUCACACUGGCCUCCAGCAAACCCAAGCCCAGCGGCGAGCUGCUUGCGGCCAAGCCCAAUGUGCUUGUCAUUGGUCCAUCAACUUCUGUCAAUGCGGCUAACAAUUCACAAGCAACGGGAACGGCAACUGGAACGGGCACAAGCCCAGGCACGGCAACGGCUGCGCCGUCAUCUGCAUUGGCAAAGUCAAAGCCGAAUCAGCUGAUUACAGAAGAUACGCCUAUAGAUAUUAUUAAUAUGCCCAUCAUUGUGGCAGACAAUGGCGCGCCAGAGACGAAGACGUCGGCCAAGUCGGCGCCAAUGGUGGUCCUCAAUGCCACGGACUGGGAGAUGGAGCUGGAUCAGGCAUCCAAAGCGGCAGCUGCUACGAAUGCAACAGGCACAGCAUCCACAACAAUGGCGAAUGAUACAAAGAGCAAUAAGCAACAGUUGGAUGAUGUCAUUGUAGAGGAUGCAGCAGGGGAGGACACGGAAAAUGCAAGCUCCCAGCUCAAAGAUCGCACCAUAGAAAUUCAGGACGAUGGGGACAGUGCCAUUGAAUAUGUAGACAUGGAGCUAGAGCAGCCCAUUGAGAUUGAGUGUACCAGCAACAUAUCGCCAGAGACAAUGACGACGACCACCACCACGACCACAUCUCUCAAAGCAACUAUAAUGCCACCCCUGGCGGAAGAUGAGAAAAAGCUGGACCAGCCGGCAACAGGAGAACAAGGAACGGGGCAAGCAGCUGUAACGACAACAACGAUCCCGGCAAAGACAUCGACGCUGCCAUAGGUAGUCCGAGGUGUCCCAACUGUUUAUUUCGUUAUAGUUGCUCCAUGUACGCACAAACAGACAUAUAUACAAACACUCACACACUCACAUACAUACACACACAUAAAGCCCGGUUUAAUUAGGAUUCAGUUAUUAGUUUAGUAGACCCAAGUUCUUUAAGCAAAGUGCAACAUUAUAAUUACUUGUAAAUGUAUUUGAAAAAAAUAUUUGUAAAAAAAAAGGAAAAAUGAAAACAGAAAAAGCUUGAAUAUCGAUUAUGUAAUUUAAAACUAUGUGGAAUUUUUGAUUCUUGUUUUGAAUUAUUUAAACUUCUCCAAGCUGCCACCAUCGAAAUAUCAUCAAAUAUUUGUAUACAUUGUAAAUAGCAUAUUUCUCUCAUUUAGUUUUUAGCCCCUCGAUAAGUUCAUUACAUAACUCAAACACGGAAAGAAACUGAGAACAGAAGCGUCAAAUCAUAAUAAUUAAAGUGUGUGUUUCAAUGAGAUUAUAGUUUUAGUUCAUUUAUGGCCGAUCUAAAUGCAAAAUGUAAAUAUUUAAGCGAAAACAAGAAAACAAACAAAUAUGAAGAAUUUUCAAAAUGCUACAAGCCAUAUAAAUUCAUGUAUAUGUAUCGUGUAAAGAGCCGAUUAGAGAUUAGUUACCAGGACAAAAGUUUAAGAAAAAAGUUGAAACAAGAAUAAUCCAACACACUCAUACACACACGAACACACUCACACGCAUUAAUAUAUACAUAGACAUUUAUAACUACGUACGAACAGUUUAAAUCUUAAGUAUUUUAUGCAUCGAUUUUGUAAAUCUAAAAA